UCAGAGCUUCAGAGGAAAGCGACGACUGAGAGAGAAGGCGCUGCUCCAGAUACAUAGAGAAGGGGAUCUCCUACUUACCAGUUGUGUGGACUCAACAGGGCUACGCCAUAGAUCGAGUUUUAAAGACAAGUCAAACGCUCAAUUUUUUUUGUUGAAAGUGUCGUCUCUAUUUUUUUUUUGGUAUAUACAUCAUCAUCUCUUGCGCUCCGUUUUUUUUUACUGUCGAAGCAAAGUCCGUGGAUUUUAUGCUUUGGAGAGCUUCGCGCUAAGCACCCGUUGUUUUUUUUUAAGGGAAACGAUUAUUCGACACGGUCGAAUCUAGGCGGUUAAACGUUUGAUCUCGUCGCUAGUUGAUACGAAGAGAAGAAGAAGAAGAGAUGGCUUCAGCGUUGGUGAUUAGCGCUCUGCUCGCCGUCUGUGUGAACUUGGCGUCCACCACCAGCUGCCCAGAGCAGUGCCCGCAGUGUCCCACGAGCCCUCCGCAGUGCGCUCUCGGCGUGAGUCUGGUGAACGACGGCUGCGGUUGCUGCAAAGUGUGCGCACGGCAGUUCAACCAGGACUGCAGCCGCUCCGAGCCCUGCGACCCGCUCAAGGGACUCGAGUGCGACUCGGGAGCGGACGCGUCUGCCGAGAGAGGAAUUUGCCGAGCCAAGUCGGAAGGGAGAACUUGCGACUACAACGGCAAGAUCUACCAGCACGGCGAGAGCUUCCAGCCCAACUGCAAGCACGCGUGCACGUGCGUGGACGGCGUGGUGGGCUGCAUGCCCCUGUGUCCGCAAGAACUCGCAUUCCCCGCCGCUCGCCUCGCCGAUUGCGCCAACCCGCGUCUCAUCAAGGUGCCCGGCCGCUGCUGCGAGGAGUGGACAUGCGACGACGCCGUGGCGGCCGACUCGUCGUCGGAGGAGGACGCGGCGAGCCAGGGUCAGAGCCGCGAGGAGGAGUUCGCCGACAGCCUGGAGGACGCGCGAUCCGUCGAGAGCAACGAGCUGAUCGUGUUCACGCCCAGAAAGCACAAGAUUCUACCUGCCUGGAGGCAGCACGCCUUUGCAAGGCUCUUCAAGAAGCCCAAGUGCAUGGUGCAGACGACCGAGUGGUCACAGUGCUCCAAGACUUGCGGCAUGGGCAUUUCCACGCGCGUCACGAAUGACAACAGCGAAUGCAAGCUCGUGAAGGAGACCAGGCUGUGCGAGAUCAGGCCAUGCAGCAGCCAAGCCCCAUCCGCUGCUAACCUCAAAAAGGGAAAGAAGUGCAACCGCACGGAGCGCGCAAAGAAGGGUCUGCGCUACACGUACGCGGGCUGCACGAGCGUGCGCAAGUUCAAGCCCAAGUACUGCGGAGGCUGCGUGGACGGACGUUGCUGCACGCCCGACCAGACGCACACGGUCCGCGUGCGUUUCCGCUGCGACGACGGCGAGACGCUCACCAAGAGCAUGCUCUGGGUGGAGAGCUGCCGCUGCCACUACAACUGCGGUGAUCACCCCGGCGUCGAGUUCGCGCAGAGCUUCUACCGGCUCGAGAACGACAUCCACAAAUUCUCCGAUUAGAAAGGCUGCCCCCGACCCCCCCACUGUGGUCCGGCUUCAGCCGAGCUAGAGAUGGGAAUCGCGAUUCAUUAUUUAACCCUUUCCAGGCCCGAUACGAGCACUGACUGCCUUUGUCUUCCUUCCAUUUACUGUUGGACGGUUUUAUUUUUUUUCUUCUUCUCAGCCUGACCGGCAAGUUGACAUAUCAUGGACAAAAAAGUUUUAUUUUUUAUAUAUAUUUAAAAUUUUAACCAAAAGACUCUAAAGCAAAGGUGGACAAGGAACAGCUUAUUGCUUCAGUCAUGUCAUUAAUGAAGAAGCUUGCAUAAUGAAAGUAAAAUCAGCUAUGGUGAAGCUUACUUUUGGCACUUAAAGCAUUUGAGAGCAUUUAGUUUUCUUCUAAGCUGGAAAGGGUUAACACAUCUACGACCACUUCUCCCUUUUGUUUUUUUUUUUGUUCACGGUGACUUUAUAAAGAGACUAUGGUCACUAAAAAAUCCAAACCGACAUUAAUAAACGUCCGGGUGAAACAAAGUUGCGGCGAAUGAGCUGGCACGCAGGUGUAUUAAAAUAACUCUGGGGGUAGAUUCCAUAUUUAUUGUUUGACUUGUAAUGUAUAUGUGCACUGUAAAAAAAAUGUUUUGUUGAUGUGAAUUUGUAGCAAGGCAGCUGUACUGAUGCCUAUACACUGAGGCUGGCCUCUACUGCAGUCUUACUAGACUAGAUUGCAAAUAUACUGUACAUAGACUUCACAGACUGUGAGGGAUUGCAACAGCAACAAAGCUUUGUUUUAGAAGCACGUUCUACUAUUUUGAGACUGUAGUAAGCCAAAUGUAAAAUAUUUGUACAAAAUAUUUAUGUUUUUAUAUAGAGCUAUGUUAAAGCUGAUAUUAUAUAACUAUUUUAGAAUUAUGUCAUUGGUUUAAGAUAUGCAGUAAAUGACCUGAGUGUUAAUAUUAUGAAUAGCUUUUUUGAGACUAGUGUAUAUUUACUGAUGGUUGUCGUAUGUAUUCAGAUGCCCUUAUAUAUUUUUGUUAUUGUAAAUUAAAGAGAAAAAUAAAACUUUUCAAUGAUA
Lethenteron reissneri (Far Eastern brook lamprey) is the source of this 2598-nucleotide messenger RNA. RefSeq names its product cellular communication network factor 1 (gene CCN1). Gene Ontology annotation, biological process: positive regulation of cell differentiation; positive regulation of cell migration; cell adhesion. Gene Ontology annotation, molecular function: heparin binding; integrin binding. The record is from RefSeq and is a predicted model, not a curated record. Gene Ontology annotation, cellular component: extracellular region. Lineage: Eukaryota; Metazoa; Chordata; Hyperoartia; Petromyzontiformes; Petromyzontidae.